This is a messenger RNA of Nothobranchius furzeri (turquoise killifish), 3814 nucleotides long. Its product is annotated as protocadherin-10. NCBI's taxonomy places the organism in Eukaryota, Metazoa, Chordata, Actinopteri, Cyprinodontiformes, Nothobranchiidae. The record is from RefSeq and is a predicted model, not a curated record. Gene Ontology annotation, biological process: homophilic cell-cell adhesion. Gene Ontology annotation, molecular function: calcium ion binding. Gene Ontology annotation, cellular component: plasma membrane.
UCAAAGCACAGAGCCUACCCCGUUCACACACCAGCGUUGCGCGCAGAGAAAGAGAUGCGCCUUCGCUCUCCUCUCCCUCUCCUUCCCUCCUCUUUCAUCUCCAGAUUUCUGUAAAGUUAUUCAGACCAAGUAGGUGUGACAAACGCACAUCUGGAGAUUAUAUUUUAUUCAAUCGGGACUUUUUUCCUGGUUGGUGUCGGAGUUAGAGGGCUUCGCGUGAGGAGGAACAUGUCUGGAUGAGGUGAUUUUUACGCACGCUGCUGAGAUGGAUCACGGACUCUCCAGAGGCAGCUGGGUACCCGUGACUGGUCUGGUUAUAUGUCUAGUGCUGUGCGGGUGUGUGGUGGACCUGGUUCUAGCUCAGAUUCGCUACUCCAUCCCAGAGGAGCUGGAGCACGGAGCCUUUGUGGGCAACAUAGCCGAGGACCUGGGGCUGGAUGUGGCCAAGCUCUCAGCACGCCGCUUUCGCAUCGUCUCCGGCGCAAAGAAGCAAUAUUUAGAAGUGAACUUGGAAAAUGGAAUUCUCUUCGUCAACGAAAAGAUAGACAGAGAGGAGCUGUGCGAACGGAGUCCGAACUGCUUCCUGCACUUACAGGUGGUCAUUGAAAACCCGUUAGAACUCUACAGAGUGGAGGUGGAGAUUUUGGACGUGAAUGACAACUCUCCCAGCUUCCCGUGGACUGAGUUUAAUCUGGACAUCACGGAGUCCGCCGCUCCCGGCUCACGCUUCCCGCUGGAGAGCGCGCAGGACCAAGACGUGGGCACCAACUCUCUGCGCUCCUACCAGCUGAGUUCAAACGAGCACUUUGUGCUGAACAUCCAGACGCGCAACGACGGCAGCAAGUUUGCCGAGCUUGUGCUGGACACCCCGCUGGACCGGGAGCAGCAGAAAAAACACGAGAUGGUACUGACUGCUUUUGACGGAGGCUCUCCGGAGCGCACUGGCACGGCGCUGAUAACCAUAACAGUUUUGGAUGCCAACGACAACGUGCCUGUGUUUGACUGCUCCAUUUACAGGGCGAGUCUGGUGGAGAACGCACCGAGGGGAACACUGGUGCUGAAGCUGAACGCCACAGACUUGGAUGAAGGCUCGAACGGGGAAGUUACUUAUGCGUUUAGUGGACACGCACCUCUUAAAGUGCGCGAGCUGUUCAGCGUGGACCCGUACAUGGGUGAAGUCCGGGUGAAGGGCGUUGUGGACUACGAGAAAGCCAGCGUGUAUGAAUUAUACGUACAGGCUAAAGACAGAGGGCCGUCUGCCGUGGCGGUGCACAGCAAAGUGCUGGUGGACAUCCUGGAUGUGAAUGACAACGCGCCAGAAGUCAUCCUCACCUCCGUGUCCACACCUGUGCAGGAAGACGCGCCUCCGGGCACGGUAAUAGCUGUGAUCAGCGUCAUGGACCGGGACUCGAGAGAGAACGGAAACGUGGACUGCCAGAUUCCGAACAAUAUCCCGUUUCAGCUUCACUCAUCUUUUAAAAACUACUAUACUUUAGUGACGAGCGAGUCCCUGGACAGGGAGGUGGUGUCUGAGUACAACAUCUCCCUCACAGCCCGGGACCUGGGCUCUCCGUCGCUCUCCACCAGGAAAACCAUCCUGGUCCAAGUGUCUGACAUCAACGAUAACCCCCCGCGGUUCUCUCAACCUUCAUACACGGUUUAUGUGACAGAGAAUAACGCCCCGGGCGCUUCCAUUUGCUCGGUCACAGCAUUCGACCCCGAUUCGAACCAGAACGCCUAUCUGUCCUAUUCCAUUCUCGAGGGUCAGAUUCAGGGCAUGCCAAUGUCCACUUAUGUCUCAAUCAACUCAGACAACGGCAACAUUUACGCACUGCGCUCCUUUGAUUACGAGCAACUUAGAAACUUUCAGAUUCUGGUGCAGGCGCAGGACGCUGGCUUCCCCCCACUGGCCAGCAAUGUCACAGUCAACGUCUUUGUCCUCGACCAGAAUGACAACGCACCUGUCAUCGUGUCACCGCUGCCCAAGAACGGCACUGAAGCGGUGGAGGUGGUUCCGCGGUCUGUGGACGCCGGGUAUCUAGUGACCAAAAUAACAGCGCUGGACGCGGACGCGGGGCAGAACUCCCGGCUGUCCUACCAGCUGCUGCAGGCGACAGACCCGGGCUUAUUCAGCGUGGCUCUCUACACGGGAGAAAUCAGGACGAUUCGCCGUUUAGUGGAAAAAGACGCAACAAGACAAAGACUUGUGAUAUUAGUCAAGGACAACGGGCAGCCGCCGCUCUCUGCCACCGUUUCAAUUGUCCUCACAGUUGUGGACAACGUGCCGGAGUCAUUGUUAGAUUUUGGAGACCUCACCCUCAGCCCAAAGCCCCCCUCCAACCUCGCCCUCUACUUAAUCGUGUCACUGAGCACAAUAUCGCUAAUAUUCCUGGUGGCUAUUAUAGUGCUGGCUGCGGUCAAGUGCUACAAGGACAGAGAGACCCACAGCGGCUAUAACCUGCCCCCACUAGCCUGCUGCUGCUGCGGGGGGUUCCAACCGGAGCCCCCCCCGGAGGUGUUCAAAAAAUCCAACCUCAACCUGCAGAUUUCAUCCGCCGCCAAAGUGCCGACAAACUGCAUGGAGGUGAAUGGAAAUAGCAGUUUCUCUCAGUCAUAUUGUUAUAAAGCGUGUCUGACCCCCGAAUCAGCCAAAAGUGACUUCAUGUUUCUGAAGCCGUGCAGCCCGAGCAGCACACCGAGGAACAACGAGGCGAAGAGCGCGGAGAGCUCGUGGAACGUGCACAGCCGGAGCGCAUCUGUGAACAUCGGAGCCACUACUCCCAGCGAGCUAAAGCAGCCAAACACAGACUGGACUCUCACUAAAACUCAAAACUCUUCUAUUAAAAGUUAUAAUUCUAUCAACAUGGAUGGCACGCUCAUGCGGAAGGCUAUGCAUGCAGACCCAGAACACUAUGUGGCCUCCAUGGCACCGGGGCAGUACUGGACCUGGGGGAACCACAUGAAAGGAGUGAAAGAUUUUAAAAUGUCCCCUUCACCCAGUGGCCUCCCCUCUCGCCCCUGGACUCCUCGCUGCACACCUCCACCCCAGCAACAGCAGCCUUCAAUCCCACCUCACCCCCACCCCCACCCUCACCCGCCACCCGACUACCACCACAACGUGUACAUCCCGGGAACUCCUUCAGGCUUCUGCACAUUGCGGCCUGCUGCACAACGAAGCGAGCUGGGCGUCCACAAUUCCUUCUCCACCUUUGGCAAGAAGAGGCGUCUGCAGAUGUCCCCCCAGGGGGAGGCUGCGGUGAUAAACAACGACCUGUACAAUGACUGACAUUUCUCAGAGGCUGCCUAAUGGAUGGAUUGAUAAACUCAAAUGAAAACAGAGGGAGAGACCAUUCAGCACAUAGAUAAUGUGACAUUUGUGAGGUAAUAGGAAAGGAAGAUCAAUCCUCUGAUGAAUCCUAAUUAAUGGAAAAUGUCUUUCGGAGAAAUAUGAUGGUUAUUUAUGUGACAUGCCACUGCAACAUUGUCACUGUGUCUGUCCUUAUACCCGUUGCUGUCAUUACAACUUUAACUAUGAUUAUUAUUUAGACAAUCAAACUGGAGCAGAAAUUUCAUCCCAAAAAUGUUCCAAAAGGCAUAAAUGAACCAUAAUUUUGCACAUUCCUGUAAAUUUCUUAUUUUUCUGUUUAAUUUCUUUUCUUUUGUAUGUGUCUUUGCUAACAAAGCUUGUGUAAAUAUGACAAAUACUAUGUAAAUGUAUAUGCAAGCUGCUUUAUGAUGCGGUACUACUCUAAUGAUGGGUUAUUUAGCCCUCACAUGUACUGUAAACAUUUAAUAAAUUAAAGUAUUUUUUCCA